CCCGCCGCGGAGCCCGGGCCCCCGCCGCCCGCCGGGACGAGCGGCCGGCACAGCCUGCUGGGGGUGCGGCGGCUCCGGGAGGAGCUGGCCGCCUGCAUCCGCAAGAUGGAAGAAGUGAUGCGGGAAGACGGACGGGAAGAAGCCCAGGAGCCGGCCGACGAGCAGCGGGCCCGCGUCAGGAGGCAGGAGCUGGGCGUGCGCUGCGGGCGGAUGCUCUACUCUCUGCAGCGGCAGGUGAGAGAAAUCCAGGAAGAAUUGGAUAAACUGAGUCCACAUAAAAUCAAACACACCGAGAAGUCAUGGGCCACGUCCCGGCUGGCGGCCGCCCACCGGGGCGCCGUCCGGGCCCUGCAGGUGCUUGUGACGCAGUUCGCCGAGCGCGGGGAGCAGCCCCUUCCGGCCCGGUGCAGGGAGCUGGGCAGCCUCCUCCGCCAGCUCUCCCUCUGCUCCGCCGAGCUGGACACCGACUCCUGCGUGGCCCAGGUGGUUGCAGACAUCCUGCAGCAGAUCGAGGCUUGGGAAUCCCUCCUGGAAAAGAAACUGUCACCAAGAAAAGUGAAAAAAUGCUUCCCGGAAGUUCGGAGCAGGCUUCCUUUGGGUGGCCACGGGGCCUUGGAGAGAUGGCAGAGCCCUGCCCCAAAGAGCGAGAGGAGACCCUUCCUAGCAAAGGAGAUCUUUCCACAGGAAACAAGACGACCUUCCCCAGCAAACAAGCUUCUUGCUGAUAAGUGCCAGCCUGGGGCAGCGCCUGCAGCCACCCAGAGGUCUGGGAACCGGCUGGGAGUGAGGGGCAUGGACCUCCUUCGGGAGGGAGCCCUGUCUGCUCCAGAUGACAGCGAGAGCGCCCCGGCGGAGCCCGGGGCCGGGGCCGGGGCCGGGGCUGGAGCGGGAGCCGCGGCCCGGAGGCCCGGGGCGGUGAGCACGGUGCCCAGGAAGAAGGAGGCGCCGGCGGGACUUUGGCAGGGACCCCACAGAGCUGAGCACGGCCAGCCGCCCCGAUCCCGGGGUAGAAGCCGCGUGCAGCGCACGACCGUGUCGUCCAGACUGAAAAGGAGCCAACAGCCAGUGAGGGACCGCAGGGUGCCCUGGGUGCCUCCACACCCCACGUCCCCACCAGCGUCCCCCAAGUGGUACGUGACCGCGCCCUGCCCCUGUGGCGCUGCUCAGGGAGCUCUAGUGGUAGGGGCGUCGCCUGCAGAGAGCCUGUCCCUGGCUGUGGCGGCCUGCAGAUCCCGCUCUGUUUAUGUCCCCAGACUCGCUUGGCUGGACGCGGAAGUUCACAAAACACUGAAGGAGCUGGAAGAGCUGCGAGGCGCGGGCGCGGACGGCGCGCCCGGGCAGAGCGACUGUGCCGCCCAGUUAGCAGACAAGGUAGAGAAAUCAGUUCUGGGGCGCCUGAAGCCUCUCCUGGGCCAGGCCGAGAGAGUCAGCUCUUCCCUGGAAGCGGAUGUGCCGAAGGAGCGGCCGCCGGCGGACACAGCCACAGCCUGGCCUGCAGACAAGGUGCGUGCACCGGCGUGGCUGCGGCGGGGACGUCACCGCGCCGGCAGAGCCUGCUCGGGGUGCCUGUUUGCCUGUCUUGUCAGACCCCUGGUGCUCACAGAAACCUCUGGCGCCACAGGGUUCUGUCCGUGUCUCUGUCCCCUCCUGCGGACAGCACGUGGGCGCGACCCGGCCGCUAGUGCCGAGUGCGGUGGAUUGUGCGCGGGCUUAGACGUUGGCACCGUGCGGACCAUCGCCCGCGGCACCGGGAGUCUGUGCCUGAAUGACGGGGUCACACAAGCAGGAAACCUCAUCGAAGGGCCAAGGUCCCUUGUCCCUUUGUUCUCGUACCGGCCGGGUUGGCGUCUGCGCUCCCCUUUACCGCUCAGCUCGGGGCCCAUGGGCCCGGGUUCACUGCUCGGCAGCUUGGGGCCACGGGCCCGGGUUUAUCUGCGCCUCCUUCCAGAGCGGACGAGCCCAGCGGCAGGGGAACGGCCGCUCCCUCCUCCUCCAGUCAGGAUCACCGGGAGCCCCGCUCGCAGAGUCCCGGGCGCGAGCAUCGUGUUGGAAAGACCCUGCAAUGGCAACUCCCUGGAUGUAAGUGUGGACCCCGACGAGGAGUCGGAGAGGAGGGAGGCUCCCCUUCCGCCCCUUCCAGAAGAGUCUCCACAGCAGGAUGGCUGUAUCGCCCUCCCGGUGCCCCUGGGCAUCCGGCGCAGCAUUCUCGACUACUGCAGCCGCUUUGAGCAGCAUCUCCGUGUGAUGGCGCAGGAGGCCGUGGGCGCCUUUAACCCCUGGCUGAUGGCCGAGAGCUUCUCGGACGAGCUGGUAGACGAGGCUCUGGGUGCCGUGGCUGCGGAGCUGGAGGACCUGGGCGAGGACUGCGCAGAAGCCGUGUUCACGUCGGAGUUCUUGGAGGCCGCUGCGUGAAGGCCGUCUCCGUGGCCGGCGCCCUACCCGGGCCACAGGAGGCCUCGACCUCAGCUGUCCCUCGUUGUCAUGGUGAUGGAGCUGGUAGUUGAGGACAGGGUGUUGGUCGGUGCCCAGGAAUCGGGAGUUGCUUUCGACGAGAUAGUAUUUCUGAACGUGGGGUUUUCCUGCUGAGACACCGGCGGUGCGAGUGUCCUGACCGGCGGCGGAAGCGUCACCAGGCCAUGAGCCCAUCAGCCCCCGGGGGCUGUGCCCCCUCUCGCUCUCAGCCCCCCGCGGCCCCCGGUGGACGCACGGCCGCACGGAACUGUGAGCUGGGGGGCGAGGCGGGUGCCCAACUCACAUCCCGGCUGCGGGGAUCGCGCUUCCCCGCCUCCAGACCCAGCGAGGAGCCUGGUUAGGUGAGGCCCUCGGAGAGCCGGGCACCAGGGGCCCCGUCCCUCCCCUCCUCUCCUUCCCCUCCCCUCCCCGUCGGGAGUCACCCAGACGAGAGCCUCUGGUUUUUCAGAAGCAGGAAAGGUGGGUAUGAAAGGCUCCUCAGUGCCGCCCACUGGGGACCGGCCGGAGGGCUGGAGACGUGGCCUCUGGGACUUCUCUCCAAGUGCGCAUGCCUCAGGGGACAGUACGGACUGUCCCAUCACCCAGACCCGUGCAGAAGUGGGCUUUGUUUUGUGUCCGUGUUCCUAAACGUCACACAGUCCCCGAGGUGAAAAUGCUCUGAGGUCGCCGGAAGGUCUUUGGUGCGAGGGGCGUGUGUGCACUUGACUGGCGUCUGCGUCUGUGGCUGGAGUCGUGUGCUCGUGUUUGCUGUGACUUGUAAAAUAAACUCAGGAUUUUGAAGUA
Messenger RNA from Suricata suricatta (meerkat), 3255 nucleotides. RefSeq names its product KIAA0753 ortholog. The transcript has 14 exons. The record is from RefSeq and is a predicted model, not a curated record. The annotation marks the transcript as partial. Gene Ontology annotation, biological process: centriole replication; protein localization to centrosome. Gene Ontology annotation, cellular component: centriolar satellite. Lineage: Eukaryota; Metazoa; Chordata; Mammalia; Carnivora; Herpestidae.